AUGGAUAUUGAAAGAGUUUUCAUGAGUUGUUACAAGAUCGAAGAGCAGCCUGAUGAUAUUUUCAAUUUGAUCGAAUUAGCUCUGCGUGUUGGCGCAUUCAAGUAUCAGCCACAGUUCGAAAAGCACAAAGCCAGGAUCAUCAAGUUCCUGAUGAAUCCCUCGAUAACAUCAACUGAUGAUGAUGAUGAUGAUGAUGAAGAAGAAGAAGAAGAGGUUAUCGAGGACAAUGUUGGUGAUCAAGAUGACGUGACCAGCGUUGAAGAGCCUGAGAAAGAAGAAGAGGAUGGGUUAGGAACACAACAAAUAACUGCCGAAAGCAACAAACCCUUGGUGACGAAGAUUAGAAUAGUCAUCCGCAAGUCUGUACAAGUUGCUGCUGCAGAGAAACAGAACAAUUGCAAUGCAAUAACAGAAAGCAGCACGGAGUUGAAGAAAACUGACUUGGUUCAACAAUUGGAUAAACAAGGAACACCACAGUCCCAUAAUAGUACUACUAUGCCAUCAAGAAAGAGGAUGAACGAGUCCACCAAACGAGUACAAGUUGCUCCUCCUCGUAGACAAACAGAGCCACAAAGGUUUCAAGAAGAUGGAGAGUGAUCAUCACACAGAAAAGAAGAGAGAAGAAGGAGCACAAAAGACCCCUACCCAAUGCAGGAAAAAAGAGUGCACCACUGGUUCAACAAAGA
Molecule: messenger RNA, 686 nt
Organism: Solanum verrucosum
Lineage: Eukaryota; Viridiplantae; Streptophyta; Magnoliopsida; Solanales; Solanaceae
Product: ribosome quality control complex subunit 2-like
Exons: 2
Coding region: 1-597 (198 amino acids)
Source: RefSeq, a predicted model, not a curated record